Messenger RNA from Lactuca saligna, 573 nucleotides. Lineage: Eukaryota; Viridiplantae; Streptophyta; Magnoliopsida; Asterales; Asteraceae. The record is from the annotation of a GenBank genome assembly.
AUGUUUUUGUAUCAAGUUGUUCUUGUUGGUGGAUACAACUGCUUUUUAAAUGUUAUUAUACAGUCUUUAUGGCAUUUGGGACGUUUCCGCGAGGAGUUUUUGAGCACGUCCAAGUCAGCACAUGUCCAUGUUGGCGAUCCAUGCGUGACAUGCGCAUUACAUGAUAUAUUUAAAGCUUUAAACACGACUUCUACAGACUCAAAAUCUCAAGUUGUUGCACCUACUGCUCUUAGAAUCGCUCUCAGCAACUUGUAUCCACAUAGUAGUUUUUUUCAAGAGGCACAAAUGAAUGAUGCUUCUGAACUGUUAGGAGUGAUAUUUGAUUGUUUACACCAUGAAGGUUGCGAUCCCCAGGAUGGUGGCUGUGGGAAGCUUAACUACAUUCAUCAUAUUCUUUCUACUCCGCCUCAUAUUUUCACACAACAGAAUACUUGUAAAAGUGUUGAAGAUAUAAAGGCGACAUUGGCAGCCUUAUCUACACAAAUUGAUUUAAGUGUUCUUUAUCGUGGACUUGACCCAAACAACAGGCGCACCCUUGUUUCAGUGCUACAACUCCCUCAUCUCUUUUUAUAA